AUGGACUUGACUGACAAGAUUUUUUUGCUAGGCAAUGACUGGUUCAAAAGAGUGACAGCCUGGAUAUAUUAUAAUGAACAAAGGUUGAUUCUCAAACAUACAGAAAAAGUAAUUAAGGUAUCUAUCUCCAAUUAUGUCAUAAAGAGAGUGCUAGCAGAUAAGAUAAACAUCGCAGAAGAAUUGGAUAAUAAUAUUAACAAAGAGGAAAAAACAGAUUGCAUCUUGGAUAAGAUUAUAUAUGAGAAAGUAGAAGUAGAUGAAAAGGAAAAAUACUUCAUAAAAGAGAUUGUAAGUGAUUUAGAAUUGAAUCAAGAAAUUUGGGAGAGCAUACUGGACCUGGCUGCUUACUUAUCUCAGAUUGAAGAGAUUCUCAUGACAGUCGACGAGAAAUAG
This is a messenger RNA of Acaulospora morrowiae, 393 nucleotides long. The record is from the annotation of a GenBank genome assembly. NCBI's taxonomy places the organism in Eukaryota, Fungi, Glomeromycota, Glomeromycetes, Diversisporales, Acaulosporaceae.